UCAGACUCGGGUUCCUGCCAUGCCACCUUCCUCCGUGCCUUCCCCUGGCUCCAAGGCUCUGGCCGACCCCUGUUCCUCUGCCUCUUUCUCUAGUCAGCAAAUGCCAUCUCCUGCUAUUCUUCGACCUCCGAGCUCGCCCAUGCGGAUGCCGGGUGGCGCGAUCCCGACGACGAGUGCAAGCCUGCCGUCGUGCAAGGGGGGCGUGCCGCGGCAACCAAUGUCCGCGGCAGCGAACUCCACAGCUACGGCUGCGGCGGCUACGCCUUCGGCUUCCGCAGCAUCAGCCACCUCCACGUCCAGCUCGCUAUCUGCACCGGCGUCGCGCCUCGCCACUCGGCAGCACUCCAUAUCGGCCGUGUAUGAUUCAUCCAUCGGCUCCCAGGAGGAAAUUGUCGAGCGGGCCAAGCAAGAGGCAUACGUGAUGCAGCGAAUCGCGGAGCUGCGCAAGGACGGCAUGUGGUCGGCGCGCCGGCUACCCAAGGUGCAGGAGCCCCCCCGGGCCAAGGCCCACUGGGACUACCUGUUGGAGGAGAUGGUGUGGCUUGCCACCGACUUUGCCCAGGAGCGCAAGUGGAAGAAGGCGGCGGCCAAGAAGUGUGCCCGUAUGGUGCUCCGCUACCACCAGGAGCGCGAGCAGCGGGCCGAGCGGGCCGAGCGCGAGGAGCUGCAGAGGCUGCGUCGCGUUGCUGCCCAGGUGGCCAAGGAGAUCAAGCUGUUCUGGGCCAACAUCGAGAAACUAGUGGAGUUCAAGCAGCAGACGCGACUCGAGGAGAAGCGGAAGAAGGCACUCGACCUGCACCUUAACUUCAUCAUGGACCAGACGGAGAAGUACUCUUCAUGGUUGCGCGAGGGCAUGGGGGCUGCCACAACGAACAAAAGCAGUGCUUCGGAGGCAACCACACCGGCCCAGGCGUCUGCCAGCCCCGCUCGGUCAGGCUCCUCAAACGACGAAGACUUCCAACCAGACGCAAGCGACUCUGAUGACGAGGAGACGAUAGACCGCGAGGAGACGACGGCACCGACUGACCAAGAAGAGCAGAGUCGGGAGCUGGAGCUGCUACAGAAAGAGAGUGAGCUGCCCAUUGAGCAGCUCCUGGACUCGCUACCACCAGAGAUUCUGGAGCGACCAGCCUCGCCUCUUUCGCACACCAAUGGCAGGGAUAACCACAAAGCUGAGGAGGACGAGGAGGAAGACGGAGGCAGCUCGGAGCGGUCGGGAAGCCCCAUUGAUGUGGAGACCACACAGGAAGACGAGGAAGUUGGCGGAGUAGGUGACGAGGCGGAUGGUGGCGACGAUGACUUUCAGGUUGAAGACGAGGAAGAUGACGAGGAGACCCUUGAAGAGCAGGAGAAGCAGGAGAAGAGCGUGGAUUACAAGGAGGAGCUCAAGGAGCUCAUGAUGGAAGGAGAAAUGCCACUGGAUGCCUUGUAUGAAAAGUACAGUGCUGCAUAUGCCAGUGAUGCUGAAGUGCCAAAAUCUGCUGGGAGCUCUGAAGAUGAGGAUGACGACGACACCGCUGACAACGAAAGAGAUACAGAAAACUCUGAUGAAGAGAUGGAUGAGGAAGAGGAGGAAGAAGAUAUGGACACGUCGAGUGAGGGCGAGGUACAAGAGGAGAUUGGCAUGGAGUACCUGAUCAACCCUAUGUCGAAUGAAGACGACUCUGAAGUGAAGGCGGAAAACGUGAUGGAGGAUGCGUCGGGCAAGGGCCCCACCAAAGAAAUCACUGACAUAGCAGCCACUGCCCAGAGCUUCCAGCCCAAGGGGAACACCCUCUCCACCACACAGGUCCAAACGAAAGUGCCCUGGUUGUUGAAGCACAGCCUGCGAGAAUAUCAACACAUCGGUCUCGACUGGCUUGUCACCAUGCAUGACAAGAAGCUGAACGGCAUCUUGGCCGACGAAAUGGGCCUGGGAAAAACAAUACAGACAAUCUCCUUGUUGGCGCACAUGGCUUGUGAUAAAGGAAUCUGGGGUCCCCAUCUCAUCGUGGUGCCUACCAGUGUGAUGCUCAACUGGGAAAUGGAGUUCAAAAAGUGGUGCCCUGCCUUCAAGAUUCUUACCUACUACGGCAUCCCUAAGGAGCGAAAGCAGAAGCGACAGGGUUGGACCAAGCCCAAUGCCUUUCAUGUGUGCAUCACGUCGUACAAGCUGGUCGUCCAGGACCACCAGUCCUUCAGGCGCAAGAAGUGGAAGUACCUGAUCCUCGACGAGGCGCAGCACAUCAAGAACUUCAAGUCCCAGCGGUGGCAGAUGCUGCUCAACUUCCAGAGUUCGCGGAGGCUUCUGCUGACGGGCACUCCGCUGCAGAACAGCCUCAUGGAGCUGUGGUCUCUCAUGCAUUUCCUCAUGCCCAGCGUGUUCCAGUCGCACCGGGAGUUCCGUGAGUGGUUCGCCAACCCCGUCACGGGCAUGAUCGAGGGCAGCAGCGACUACAACGAGAGCCUCAUCAAGCGCCUCCACAAGGUGCUGCGGCCUUUCCUUCUACGAAGGUUGAAGAGCGAGGUGGAGAAGCAACUGCCCAAGAAAUACGAACAUGUGGUCAUGUGUCGGCUGUCCAAUCGGCAGCGGUACCUGUACGACGACUUCAUGUCCCAGACAAAGACAAAGGAGACGCUGGCCACUGGCAACUUCAUGAGCGUCAUAAACGUGCUGAUGCAGCUCCGCAAAGUGUGCAAUCACCCCAACAUGUUCGAGCCGAGACCCAUCUUGUCGCCCUUUCGCAUGGACGGGCUUGUGUAUUAUACCGCCUCCAGUGUAUAUGACAUCUGUAAAUAUGACCCAUUCAAGCAUGUUAGUUUCUCGGCCCUGAACUUGCUGCUUGCCGAUGUGGAGCUGUGUCUGACAGCGUUUGCUGCACACCGCAUCAAGAAGUUCCAGACGUCGUGCCACUUUGUUGAAACAAUCGAGAGUCACCCGCCCCCGCCACCCAGGUGCCCACCUGGCAAGAUCAGGCUGCACAUCCGCACCUCGACGCCUUCAGCUCAGUCUGGAGCAGCCCGGGCAGCAGCAUCGCCUAUGACGGGGGCCGGCCAUCAAGGACCUCACCACCAGAGGCUGGUGGCCGCCUCUGGGGCCCACCACAACACCGCCGGUAUGGUGGUGCGGCCGGGCCACCAGGGAGUGCCGGCUGGUGGCACCACCUUCACCAUGGCUCGUCACGGGGCCGUGCUCACCCAGGCUCACCACCAUCCUAGUGGCCUGCUGCAGCAGCCGCAGCAGCAGCAGCAGCAGCAGCGCUUGGUGGUUGUCUCCACGCCGGGCACCGUGACACCGCGUGCACACAGCCCAGUGGUGGCUGCUGCCCCUUCCUCUGCUGGCGGAGGAGGGAGCGGCGAGUACAUGCUGCAGUUGGUGCAGAAGUCCAAUGCCUUGGCUGGUGGCGGCCAGUCUGUGAUGGGUUCGCCCAUCACGUUGCAGAUCCAGCAGCCGGCCCACGGGACUGGUCCAGCACGGGUGGCCGUGCCAUUUGGCAUUGGUCGCAUCGUUCAGACCACGACCGGUCAGCACUUGCUGCUUACCCCUGCCCAGCAGACGCCGCAGACCAUGGCUGACGGCACUGGGGUUCUGCAGCAGCAACAGCACCAGACGGUCAUGCUGGCUACGUCUGCCGGCCAGGCUGUGGUCAGGACCACGACCGCACUGAGCCAGAUGGGACGAGUGGUGACCAGUGCUGCGGGCAGUCCUGCUGUAACUCCGGUCCCGACUUCCGUUGGUGCCAAGCCAGUCCUGCGUGUCGCACCCCUAAUUGCAAACAGUCAGACGACGCACGUGGGAGCGACCAAAACUGUAAAUGCCAAGACGACGGUGGUUGCUCCCGUGAAGUCUUCUGGUGCUACAUCGACAACUGAGUCUUCCAGCCAAAGAAGCCCAUAUUACCUGGACACACUUGAAAGCAGACGGCGGCAGCAGCGGCGUGAAAAGCUUCGACUCCUGGGGCACACGAAUGCGUUGCGCUGUGCGGCCUGCCCGACCUAUGGCCGGGACCUGGUGGAGGCAGUGACGGUUGUGCACGACACGCGGCCUGUGGUGCGGAGCCCGUGGGGUGGAACGGGAUACGUGGCCUGCCUCAAUGCACCGUCCCAGGGCGAGACACAGCUAUGGCGAUACACGCGAACCCUACGCUCUAUAGUGCACACACCGCCGCAGCUACUCGAUGAACUCCGGGACAUGAUUGAGAGGUUUGUUUUUGCGGUGCCCAAAGUGACUGCACCGCGGAUCGAGAUGCGCGUGUCACAUCCAUCUCCGUCCUCCAUCAAUGCUGAAAGGGUCCUCGAGGAAAGACUCAGGGACGACUUGGGUCCUAGGUGCGCGUUCCUGCACCCUGUCAUGUGCAACCUGCAGACACAGUUUCCCGAGCUGCGGCUAAUACAGUACGACUGUGGUAAGCUCCAAGUCCUGGACAAGCUCCUGUGGCAACUGCGCGAAGGCCAGCACCGGGUGCUAAUCUUCACCGAAAUGACUCGCAUGCUGGACGUGCUCAAGCAGUUUCUCAACUACCAUGGCCACACGUACCUGCGGCUGGAUGGCAGCACGCGCGUGGAUCAACGCCAGGCCCUCAUGGAGCGCUUCAACGCCGACCGGCGAAUCUUCUGUUUCAUCCUGUCCACUCGGUCAGGGGGUAUCGGCGUCAACCUGACUGGGGCCGACACGGUGGUCUUCUACGACUCUGACUGGAACCCCACCAUGGACGCGCAGGCUCAGGACAGGUGCCACCGCAUUGGCCAGACGCGAGACGUCCACAUCUACAGGUUAAUAAGUGAAAGAACCGUUGAAGAGAACAUCCUGAAGAAAGCGAACCAGAAGAGGAUGCUUGGUGACUUGGCCAUUGAAGGAGGCAACUUCACCACAGCCUUUUUCAAACAUAACACCUUGAAAGACCUGUUUGGCACCGACUUUGACCUGGCUAUUGCCGAGAAAGGCGAAGAGGCCGUGAGGGAAGACAGGCCAGCUGAUUCGGAGAGGACCGAGAAGUUUUCGUCUGUGGAGUUUGAAAAGGCACUUGGCAUGGCAGAGGAAGAGCUGGACGUCCAGGCUGCACACACGGCUCGUGCCGAAGCAGCUGCUGAGCUGGCCGAGUUCGACGAGUCCAUCCCGUUAGACACAGACAGCCGAGACGAGGACAAGUCCCAGGCAGAGGAGGAGCUUGACAAGCUCAUGGAUCAGCUUACGCCUGUGGAGAGAUAUGCCAUGCAGUUCCUCGAGUCUCUUCAAGAACCGCUGACACUUGAACAGUUGAAGCAAGCAGAGGAGGAGAUCGAGGCUCAGAAGAAGGACUGGGAGCUGGGCCGCCUCAAGGCCAUCAAAGAGGAGGAAGAGCGGCGCGCUGGCUACCGAGACGACGAGGAGGCUCCUGCCCUGGUGUACUCGCGCGAGGAUGCCUACACGCAGAUAUACAUCUCUAUGAAUGGGCAUGAACAGAUGCCGAUCUGGGCACCUCCGACACCACCUCAGGAGGAGAAUGAUCUGUACAUAGACUACAGCGUGGGUUUUCUCUACGAGCCAUCCGUCAUGUCGGAAUCUAGCCUGCCCGCUGUGUAUAUCAAGAAGGAGGCCAAGAGGCUGAAAGUUGACCCACUCUCCACAGUGACAGCGGCACGCAAGCAGAAGAGCCGCAAGGAAGAUGCCGUGCACAUUCCGAAGUCUCUGUUCGAUCGGCCGACGGCGGCCAUCUUGAAGAUGCGGCGCGAGGCCAAGCUCCAGAAAGUUAAGAACCUGAUGGUGUGUGGGGCCGGCCAGCUGCCCCCCAAGGGCCUGACUUCUUUGCCCUCACGGCCACUUGCCCAGCAAGGUGGCUUCAUGGCGGCUCGCCCGAUCCUAGACCUUUCGCCCGACACACCCGAGUGGCUGAUUCAUGAGGACUGGGCAAUUCUACAGGUAAUCCAGCAGCUUCAGGACAUCCCACUGAACUUGACAGUGCUUACGCCGGGCCACACGCCGAACUGGGACCUGGUUGCAGACGUGGUCAACACUGUGAGCCGAAUUUACCGUUCGCCGAAACAAUGCAAGGACCGGUACGAGAAUAUCAUUGUACCUCGCGAAGAAGGAAAGAUCUUGUACGACACCAACCCAAAGAAGCAGAAGAAGACCAAGGGCAUUUACAAGACCAAGAACAACAAGCCCAUGAGGACAGGACAGCUGUUCUCCCAAGACUGCAACCAGGCCUUCACCAUGCUUUACAACACUCGUUUCGAUACGAUCCGUGCAGUGGCCAGUAAACGCACACCCACCCUCAAGCCCAGCUUUACCGCCAAUCCGCUGGUAAAAAACCCCAAGCAUGCGGCCGUGUUGGCUGACAAUGGCAUUGCCUAUGAUCAGCCCCCAACUCCUGGCAGACUGGCGGCACUGCGGGCAGAACGCAUUGCCAAGGAGAAGCAGAAGAGCCAACUGGCUGCCGCUGCCGUGGCAGCAGAGGCCCAGCGUCAGCAGCAGGCGCAGCAGCACCAGCAGGGGCAACCACAGGUGGCAGGGCAGCCAGCGCAGCAAGCGAGCGUGCAAACACUGCAACAGCCGACGGCUGUGGCAGCUACUGCGCAGGCAGUGACUGGCGGACAGGGUGCGGCCGCAGUGGUGGCCGCCGCAGCGAAUUCCGUGACUUCUGGGGUCGUGGCAGCUGCGAACCAGGCAACUGCAGCCGCGCUGCUCAUCCAACAACAACAGCAGCAGCAACAGCAGCAACAGCAACAGCAACAGCAGCAACAGCAACAGCAGCAGCAGCAGCAGCAACAGCAACAGCAACAGCAACAGCAGCAACAGCAGCAACAACACCACCACCAACAACAACAGCAGCAGCAGCAGGUGGCUGCCACCCAGGCUGUGCUUGCCACUCUUGGCCAGGCGCAGCAGCUGCAGCCAGUCGCAGCCCAGCUGUCCAAGAAUGUCACCACUGUGGCAUUGGCCAAAUCCGGCGGAAUUCUGGUCAGCACCGCUGUCACAGCCACGACGGCUGCCUCAGGAGGUGUCGUCAGUGCUGCGCCAACGUUUGCGCUCACCAAGGUUCCAGUCACGGCAGUGGCCACUCUGAGUACAGCCGCUCUACGACCGCAGCGACCGCAGCCACCAGUCGUCACAGCCACCACCACCAUGACGGUGCAGGAAAUGGUGGCCGUGGCUACGGGCCAAGUUCGUGGGCUGCCGGUGAGCAGUGCCAUCACAACUGCGGGUGGCAGCACUCCCGCCGUGGUCUCAGUCACCAACCUCGGCUCUGCCCAGUUGCAGCCCGUUCCGCAGAGGAUCUCCACUGUAACGGCCGUGAGCCAGGUGGCGGCAGCUCAAGGGGUGACCAGCGUUCAACCGGCCCGCAGUCUCACUGCCUCUCAGCUGCAGGCCAUGCGCCAAGGCAAUUUCCUGCGCCAACAACAGCAGCAGCAGCAGAGGAUGCAGGAGCAGCAGCUCAAGCAACAGCAGCUGAAGCGCCUCCAACAGCAGCAGCAGCAGCUGGCCGCGGCCGGGGGCACCGCUCAGGCCACUGUAGCAGUGCCCGUCAGCCUCGCAGCGGGUGCGGCUAAAGUCGCGGUUCAGCAGGCGCGCCCCCUGUCACAGCAACAGCAGCAGCAGCAGCAGCAACAGGCCACUACAGCACAACAACAGCAAGCUCAACAACAACAACAGGCGGUGGUGGCAGCUGUGGCAGCCGUAAAGGCGGCCACGCCUCUGGGCACCACGAAGCAGCAGACGGCCAUAACGCGCAACCUCACGGAGGCUGAGAUGGCUCAGCUGCUCAAGCGUCGGGAGCUCCAGCAGAAGCAGCAGAUGGCAGCGGCCCACCUCCUGGCACAGGCGCAGCUUCAACAGCAGCAAGCGCAGCAACAGCAGCAGGCAGGCCAACAGACACAGCAGGUGGUGGCAGUCUCCCAACAACAGCAGCAGUCCUUGGCCGGUGCGGUGCAGACGCCCGUUGCCACACUGGUCAAAACGGUUUCGGCACCAUCGGCGCUCGGGCCCAGCCAGACUGCCGUCACGAUCCCCGUCUCAGCAGUCACCAUGGCGGGCGUCAACAUCAACGUUAGCCUUGCACAGCAGGGUAAAGUGAAUGCCUCAAAGCCGACCACCACGGCCUCUGUGACGCCGCAGCAGAUGCAGAUGCGGCAGUUGCAGAUUCAGCAGCAGCUGCUGCAACAACAGCAGCAACAGCGGAAGGUUACACUCCAAACACAGCAGAAGGUGGCUAGUCUCUCCCAGGCUCAGAUGCCGGCAGGCAAAGCUCCAACUGUGGCCACUCAGUUGGGCACAGUGCAGAUAGUCCAGCAGGGUUCGGCACAAGGGGCCAAAACCACAACCCUGCCAUCAGCCACAGCCAUUACCGUACAGCAGAUCAUCAAGCAGGUGCUGCCUGUAAACCAAAACUUUCUGAUGUCAAGUGCGAUGCAGGCAGCGGCAGGUAGCUCCAGCGGCGCGACCACAGUGAGUCCGGCAACUCAGGUGCAGCUGCAUGCCAUGCUGCACAAGCCGGCCGUGAGCACGGUAGCCCUUGCUGCACCGACGGCGGUCUCUUCGGGGGCCACUGCAGCUACCCUGGUGCCCACCCGCAUCAUGGCGCUGCAGCAGCCACCCGGGCAGCCCGCCACAGUGGCCCUCAAGCAGGGCCUGCAGCCCUCAACAUCCGACCAACAACCCGCCAAAAGAGGCGGAGCACCGUCCUCUCAGUCCGCUCCAGACUCCGGGCGCCUAUGAUUGUUGUCUCUUUCCUCGAGACAUGUCCUCCCCUCCUACUACAAACAUCCUCGUUUCCUACCCCUUGCCACCGUUCGUUGCCAGGUGAUCGCAGCCUCGGCAGGCACGGCGCAAACCUCAACCUACACCGUCGAAGGCUCCGCAGCCACUCCCCUCGUCGCAAGCAUCGUAGCCGAUGCGGCUGCCCUCAAGCCCGUGGAAGGCGGCGCCCUGCCCAAAGCCAUCGCAGUGGCCGUCACAACAGCAGCCGCAGCGGCGGACAAUUCCGGGGUGCCCCCGAACGUGACGGCGCCAUCUUCGUCGGAGACCAUCACCCGGGCCGUCAGUGUCGACGUGAGUGCGGCCACCGUGCAGGCGGUUCAGGCAGCCAUUGAGGCGGCUCGUCAACAGGGCUCACUGCCGUACACCAUGCGCCUGAGGAACAACCCGCCCAAGCCCGCGUAGUGGACUCCUCUUCUUGUGCACUUCCUCGUGUAGGCGCCUGUUCCGGCCAACGUGUCCUUCUCACUCGCUCGAUGUGUGUGUGUCUGUGUGCGCAUGCGCUCGUCGUGAUAGUGAAUAAGCAGGAACAGAACCGUGUACACCACGUGUUUGUUUCAGUUGUGUGUGUGACUAGUGCUGGAAGGAGGUGAACGUUCUUUUUUUUCUGUUCUGCCGGCCAAGUCACCGUUAUAAAAGAAAAAAAAGAGAAAAAAAAAUGUGGACUGCUUUUUAAAAUUGUUUUGUCUCUUGAAGGCGACCCUUUGCCUUAGGUGUUCGUGCAUUUCUUCUGCGCUUUUUUCCUGACCCUAGUGGCUGGAGACAAAUGUUUAGGAUACAUAUUUAGGAGUUUCAUUCCACUAAAUGAAAAUGGCGUACAGGGGACUAUUUUUAACAAAGCAAAACAAAUUGUAAAUUCAAUGAAAGUUUCGCGGUCCGGGCACAUGGAGUGCAACACUGUAUCGAGAGUUUUGAGCGAUGAAAUUCUGUGCCUUUACACUCGCAUAUUGUUGUUCUUUCUCUAAAUUUUGUUUCUCUCUUUCUCUUUAAAUUUCUUUCUCAUUCUCUCUCUGUUUUGGUUGUUUUUGCAAGUGUUUGGGCACAGUCAACUCUGCAUCUCCUUGUGUGCGAGGCUCUCAGGGCUGCUCGCUGUACAGCUGACACUCACCUUGUAUAUAAAGCCUCAUUUCAAACACCCUGGUAAUCGUGUACGUGUCUCACUCACAAGUGUCACCUCGUUGUACAGAGUGCACCAGUGCAGAAGAACGAGUUCACAUGACACCACUUCGUCUUGCCUGAUCUUUGUAAUUCAUGUGAGAAAAAAGAAAAUGAAAUAAACGCAACUGCUUUUGUUAGCUUCAGUUUUUAUUUCCACAAUGCCCAACGAUACAGUGCCAACUUAAAUUUGUGUUGUCUGCGAAAGCAUUCAUGUGGAGGCAAGUAUCUCUGUUGACUAUGUCUGCAGGGCUGCUACAAAUUGUGUAGGUACUGAGGGUUUCUGAAGUGGGUGGAUCUCACUGUGAGUAGGGAAUUCAGACAAGUUGGAAAAAAAAAAGAAGAUUGAAUGUGGAAAGUAAUUGAUCACAUUGUACGCAGAACUGGUACACAAAGGAUGGUAGUACAGGCUAGAAAACGUAGGAUGAGUGCAGUGUCUCUCCAACACCAACUGGCCUGAUACAAUUUUGUCCUGUGGUUGGCAGCAGUAAGACAAACAAAAUUCUGUAGAUGAAAAAAAAAAGACAAUAGUAAAGGCAAGUGUUGUUUGUAUGAAAACUGCUAGAUUGAGAGAUAAGCAUCAUGCCACUACCAGUGCACUAAAUCAAAUAUUUUUCCGUAGAGAGUUAUUUUGGCGAGUUAAUUGCAUGGUUUCAGACUAUGAAUCUCUCUUGUGUGGUAAAGGCUGAUUCUACUGAAUAAAAAUUUGAUAUUAGAA
Molecule: messenger RNA, 10586 nt
Organism: Rhipicephalus microplus (southern cattle tick)
Lineage: Eukaryota; Metazoa; Arthropoda; Arachnida; Ixodida; Ixodidae
Gene: dom
Product: domino helicase
Biological process (GO): chromatin remodeling
Cellular component (GO): Swr1 complex
Molecular function (GO): histone binding; ATP hydrolysis activity; ATP binding
Source: RefSeq, a predicted model, not a curated record